Colletotrichum orchidophilum is the source of this 327-nucleotide messenger RNA. RefSeq lists its product as uncharacterized. The transcript has 3 exons. The record is from RefSeq and is a predicted model, not a curated record. Lineage: Eukaryota; Fungi; Ascomycota; Sordariomycetes; Glomerellales; Glomerellaceae. The coding region runs from base 1 to 327 and encodes 108 amino acids.
AUGCGUGCCUUCGCCGUCGCUGCUGCCCUCUUCAUUGCCGGAGCCCAGGCUUCGCCUACUCUCGACUCCCGCGAUGUUCAAUACGGAUGUUACUUCAAAGGGAAAAUUCUCACCAAGGACUACUACGUAGGCGUUGGUAGUGAUAUUGAUAUUCGCGACACAAAAGGAGUAAAACGCCACAUUCACUGCCAAACGACUUCCGAACAGAUUGUUCGCAAUGUUUUUGCUAAGUGCACUGUCGAUAAUGAGGAGCCCAUCGGUAUCUCCGCCGACGCGAAUGACAAGUACGCCAUCGACUGCCCCGUACUAGAAAGGGCGAAACACUAG